AUGGUGCAAGUAGGCGGCAGCAAUCGACGCCCGUGGGCAGAAGCCGCGAGCAGCGCUUUCGCCGUCGCCUCGGCCCUUCCAGCCACGAUGAACAGCACGCAGAUCGCGGAUAUCUUUGAAAAGGUUGAAAGGCUUGAACCGAUCGAUACAUAUCCUCUUACGGCUGAACUUUCAUCACUACGGAAUGCGACCGGCGAAACACUUCUGAUUGUGGCUGCACGUGCAAAUAAUGUGGCGGCCGUCAAAACACUUGCCCUCGAUCCGGAAAUUUUGGAUGAAUCUGAUAGUGAAGAGUGGAGUGCUCUGCUGAAUGCUGCUCAUAAAGGGCAUACAGAAGUGGCCAAAAUUCUUUUGGAGAAUGGAGCCAACGUAGACUUCCCUGAUUCGCUGGGAUGGAGUCCUUUGAUGUGGGCAGUUUACAAGUGCCACCCUGAAAUAGUGGAUCUCCUUCUGAAUUACGGAGCUCACGUUAAUCUGAUCGAUGAGGAGGAUGGUCUUACCCCACUAAUCGUAGCAGCCGGCCGUGGUUUUACUGCUGUCGUUGAGAGACUGCUUGCUGCAGAUGCCCAAGUUAAUGCUUGUGACAAAUUCGGCAGCACGGCUCUGAUUUGGGCAGCUCGGAAAGGUCAUCUCCCAAUUGUACAAAUGCUAUUGAAUGCGGGUGCAGAAGUAGAUGCUGUUGGAAUGUGGUCAUCAACGGCUUUAAUGUUAGCUACAAAAGGAAACUACCUAAAUGUUGUGGACCUCAUUUUGACUCGAGAGCCAAACGUGAACGUAGUGGAUCAGAACGGUCUAUCAGCGCUUGGAAUAGCAGCACGAGAGGGCUAUGCAGAUAUUUGUGAAUCACUUAUUAAUUCGGGUGCCUUCGUCAAUCAGUCUGAUAAAUACGGUAACUGGAUACUGCUUAGCGCGGUUCGCAGCGGAAAUGCUAAUAUUGUUCGCUUGUUGCUCGAAAAGUUUGCGGAUGUCAAUGCAAGAGAUUCGGAAAAUAGAACAGCUUUACAUCUAGCUAUCGAUAAAUCAUUUAUGGAUAUUGUAUAUCUUAUACUGGAAAGGAAGCCAAACCUCGAGUUGAAGAACAAGGACGGAGAGACGCCUUUGCUUCGAGCUGUAAAAAGUCGCCAUGUUGCUUUAUGUGAACUACUGGUCAAAGCUGGUGCGAAAGUUUCGGCAGCGGAUAAUAAUGGGGAUAAUGCUCUCCACUUGGCUCUCAGAGCAAGGAGCCGGAGGUUAACACAGACCUUAUUGGCAAAUCCUUCGGACUCCCGUCUUCUUUACCGGCCAAACCGUCUUGGUCAAACUCCUUAUUCUAUCGAUCAAGGAAAUCCCCAACCUAUACUGCCUUUGAUCUUUGGACCAAUUGAUGCCGAGCAACAAAUGGAUACUAUGUUAGGAUACGAUGUUUAUAGUAACGUACUCGCAGAUAUCGCAAAUCCUUCGGACUCCCGUCUUCUUUACCGGCCAAACCGUCUUGGUCAAACUCCUUAUUCUAUCGAUCAAGGAAAUCCCCAACCUAUACUGCCUUUGAUCUUUGGACCAAUUGAUGCCGAGCAACAAAUGGAUACUAUGUUAGGAUACGAUGUUUAUAGUAACGUACUCGCAGAUAUCGUUUGUGAGCCGUCUCUAUCUCUUCCCCUAACCGUUGGCUUAUAUGCAAAAUGGGGAUCUGGAAAAUCCGUUUUACUCGCGAAACUUAAAGAUUCGAUGUACAGUUUUUCACGUAACUGGCUCGAGGGAGCUCACUUGACCUUAUCAGCACUUAUAUUCUUCUACAUCAUCUUAUUUUGCCUUGUCCUCACGAUGACAUUUUCCACCAUUUUCGCGGUUUUUGCCAGUUUACCUGCACUUAUUGCGGUUUGGAUAAUUGGACUAUGCCUACUUAUUUUAUUGAUUUCAUCGUACUGUUUCAUUUACUACGGCAGUGAAAUACGUGGAUGGUCUGCUCCUAGUCAAAUAGCGAACUCACUUUCACGUUUUAUAUACCGUGUUCGUCUGUUGUGGAAUGUUGCUACUUUAUAUGCCCCCAUGCACUCCGAAAACGAUAUUGCGAGUAAUCCUGUGAGCUUUCUCUUUGCUGAUUAUCAUCGCCUGUCAUCGAUUGGUGGUGAGCAAGCCUUAGCGAAAAUUGUGGCCACAUUGUUUGAAGCGGCUGAAACGCACUUUGGGGUUCUACCCGUGCGGCUGUUUUGCUCGUUAAGGACCGCCUAUCCUGGGCAACAUGGUGCACUGAGGAAGCAUUGUGGUGUGCCAAUAGUUCUACUCGUUGGUAUUGCUAUAUUUAUGCUGCUCUGUGCUGAAGUGUUUAUGACACUGUGGUUGUUUAGUGACAGAGAUGCGAAUUCCGGAGCACUCUUCGUUGCUGCUGUGGCAUUCAUGAUUGUAUUCCUCAUGCUGACGAUUUAUCCUGUAAUUAUUAUGAUGAGAUAUGGAUACACAAAUGUUCCUCGACGACGUGUAAAUGCGGCUGCGAGAAUGGUUCACAAACUACGCUUCGAAGGUCUUAUGCAAAAGUUGCAGUCGGAGGUAGACAUAUUGGCUGAUAUGAUAAGGUCUCUAGAUGCAUUCACAAGGAGUCAGACUCGGCUUGUUGUUGUUGUGGACGGUCUCGAUAACUGCGAACAGGAGCGUAUGGUACAAACGCUGGACGCUUUGGAAUUACUAUUUUCUGCUCGUAAGCAUAGACCUUUCAUAACGAUCAUAGCUGUUGAUCCACAUAUAAUCGUAUCGGCCAUUAAUCAUAACAUGCACUCUGCUCUUACUGGUACCGAACUUACCGGCCAUGAUUAUUUGAAAAAUAUAGUCAACAUGCCGCUAUAUCUGCAUAACUCAGCAUUACGCCAGCUCCAGAACAAAUUGAAGGAAAAGCGUGAGUCUUUUGCCGACUGGAAAGAGCGCUAUAGGCGCCAGGACACUUUUCAUGGGUCGCAUCUGUCACUGUCGGAUGGUCGUCAAAGUCGGAAGGCAACAAUUGUUGUUGGUACACGUAGUAUCGGAGAGUCACUUCUCAACGAUGACUAUUUUUCGAAUAUGAAUCCUCGAGCUAUGAGAAGAAUUGUCAAUGCCCUCACUUUAACAGGUCGACUUAUGCGAGCAUUUGAGAUUGAUUUCUCGUGGCUGUCGCUUGGUCACUGGGUCUCGUUGUUGGAGCAGUGGCCUAGUAGGAUGUGUUGGUUGAUCGAUCGUGCUGUUGACAUCAACAAUAACGGAUUGACGCUAGCAGAGGUAUAUCAUCAGCUUAAAGACCAUAUCCCGAAGAAAGACGCCUUAAUCGAGUUGGAUAGGAAUCCGGAUAACUUUGAGGUAUAUCAUCAGCUUAAAGACCAUAUCCCGAAGAAAGACGCCUUAAUCGAGCCUUUCUUGGAUUCGCCGGCAAUCCCUAGUUCUGAGCAGCUUACAGUUGGGCAUGUGAAAAAGUUUGUCCCAUGUACCAGCAAUCUCGAUCCUUAUCUGAGGAAAUUAAUCAGAGAACGGCGUCAAGGCAUGGAAGAUCCAGUAAAAGAGCUUGGGCUAGGCACGGUAGUGAUACCACCAGUUGCGAAGUAUCUGUUUGGGGACGAGAAAGUUUGGAAUACUGUCAAUACCCCGCUCGUGGAGAUGAAGCUGGAUGCUGUGUGUAACCUUGUGAAACGCUUGGACAUUGCCCCUAAUAGACUUGACAGUAUCAUACGCAAAUUCCAACAACUUAAUCUUGGCGGUCUCGUUUUGGCCUCGUGUCCACUUCAAGAUUUGAAAGAUGCGCUAGGGAUCCCUCUUGGGGAUUGGACUAUGGUGCGCCUUCUCGUCGAGACUUUGAAAGCUUUUGGAGCAAACGUUCCGGGUUUGAAAUAUGACAAGAGAAAGGCGUUGACGUUACCUGAAGAGGACGAAGAUGUCGCAGAUGUCGAAGUUGAAGUUACUCGUCGUGAUACGAUCGUUCACUCACCAUCUAACGUGCUGCCUUCGGAACAACGAAGAAGAUCGAUGGUGGCCUCAACAGAGAUGAACAGCGAUCACAAGUGGCUCAUGGAGAGUCUUUCAGGAAUGGAUCUAACUCAAACUGAAGGUGACCUCGAUUUGGCACCAUCUUCUGGAAAUUCGGUGCGAUUUGGUGAUGCUCUGGAAGAUGGUUUAGCUUCCGAUGCUGAUAGCACUGAAUCUCGCUUCGGAAGCCGAGAGAAUCUCCUGGACCCAGAACCGAUUCUAAGUCGGAAUUCCAGUACAAGCAACGGAAGGUGA
Molecule: messenger RNA, 4215 nt
Organism: Cooperia oncophora
Lineage: Eukaryota; Metazoa; Nematoda; Chromadorea; Rhabditida; Trichostrongylidae
Source: the annotation of a GenBank genome assembly